Molecule: messenger RNA, 831 nt
Organism: Hydra vulgaris (swiftwater hydra)
Lineage: Eukaryota; Metazoa; Cnidaria; Hydrozoa; Anthoathecata; Hydridae
Source: RefSeq, a predicted model, not a curated record
AAACUUAAACAAAUUUUUAUUAGUAUUGUUAAGACCUGUGCUUCACUAAAAACUGCAGCAGCCAAAUUGAAAGUAAAUACUCAGCUUGUAAACGAUGCUGUUAUUAAUGCUGUUAAAAAAAAUAUACAAAACACCCAGGAAAUCAUUCUUUUUGUCAAAGAUUCAGACGUUUCAAAAGCCAUCAAAGAGCCCGUUGUGAACGGAGUUGAUCAAGCAAAAGUUAUUUAUGCUCGAGCUGUGCGUUUUCUUUUAAACGAUAUCAAAAAUGUUAAUUGUAAAACCUUGGUUUCUGCAGAAGUUUGCAAAAAAGUUGCUGAUUAUGCUAAAAGUCUUAAACUGAGCACAACUGACGCCACAAACCCCGUUAAAGAAGCCAUCGUCCAGGGUGCUAACAAUGCUGCGGAUUAUUUUGAUAACGCAGCUGAAUACCUGAGAGCACAAAUAUCUUGCGAAAAUGUUCUUUCAGCUCAAACAUGUGAAAAAGUCCAAAAAAUUGCCGAUAAAUUCAGUGUAUCAUUAACCGAAGUCAACUCAGUUAUACGAUCUGCUGUAGCCAGUGGUGUUACUAAUGUUACAGAUCUUUACAAACAUACUGUUAGUUUCAUAAUUGAGAAAUGGACACAAAGUUUUGGAGACGAGCCCUUGAUGUACAAGAGAAGCAUAGGUUCGGAUCUUUUUGAUUUACCCGUCAACUUAAUAUUAUUUGUUGUUUUGUCAGAGAUAUGGUGGUCAGAAGGAGGUCAGAGAUAUCAUUCAUGUGUAAGGAGGUCAGAGAUAUCAUUCAUGUUUAAGGGGGAUUGUUUAAGUUCUCAAUUUAAAUAUGUUAUUUAA